AUGCUCCACUCUGCUGCGGUCGGUCUGCUCUCGUGGGAAUGCUUCAUCAACCUGCCCUUCGACAUCUUUCUCAUCUGCGCCAAAGGCUGGUGGACCCCGCGUAGCUUUGUCAUGAGGGUAUCCUACCUCUGCAGCCGCUACAUCGGCCUUGUGACGGCUGUCCUGAUCCUCAAUCACACCGUGGAGCUCGGCACCAUGAACGUUUGGUGCUCGAGGCCGGCCCAGCUGGUCAUUGGCCUGACUGCGGCCAUGACCAUCAUGAGCUAUACUCUGGUGCUCGGCCGAACACUCAUGUUCUUUUCCACGUCUUCCCGCAUUGAUCGCGGGUUCUUCUCCAUCAGCCAGAUCGUCUUCUACAGCCUCGCGCUAGCUUGUAUCCUGGUCAAGCUGGCCUGGCACCUGCGUCGCGCUAGUGACGGAGCUGGCCGCAGCGGCGUUGGCGACGAGAAAAUCUAUCAAUGGGCACGGAGGAUCUACGAGACGACGCGCUUCGGGCGGGCGCGGCCGCAUCGCGAGGGCCAGGACGGUGGCCGACACCAUUCGCUCGCCCUCUACCUUGUCUUGCAGGGCGCCUACUCGCUCUUUCUCGUCGAGAUCAUCGCAGCCGCCGAGAUCAUCGUCCGCUACCAGAUCUCUGAAAGUCUCAGCAUCGUCAAGACAGACGCGCAGGGGACGUGCCUCCGCCUCAUCUGCGCUCUUUCCGCCAUGAACUUUCGCGACACCUACAAAGCGGCGCGGUCGUUGCAGGAGUCGGUCGCGGUCUCGAAUCGAUCCGACCAUGCGCUUCGGUCGGCCGGCAACGGCGCAACCGCCUCGGCAACCCGCAUCGAAGAACGCGCGUGCCACGACGAAGAUGGCAGGAGGAGCAGCAAAAGGGCGAGCUGGUCAAGCCCGCAUCGCAGCCCCGACUGCAGCUGCAUCAUCGAGAUGGUCGCGACUGGCGACGAGCGCAAGCAUCAAUGCAGCCGAGGGACCGAGGACUCCCACCACGUCGACGCCGUCACAAGUCACAAGCCGGGCGCCGGGACCUGCAUGACUCCACCCUUCGAAAGCCAAGCGACAUCGCCACCGCCCUCGCUCUUCUCCCAGUUGUGCCGUCGAGACUCGGACCUUGCCGAUCCUUGGCUCGGCGGCGCGGGCAACGGCGGCAGUCCCUGGACUGCCGAUCCAGGUAAGGAGGGCUUGGUAUCAUCAUCCCGGCGCGAAACGGCCUCGCGAUGGGACGGAGAGGGCACCGAUGCUCCGCACGCCACGACACUCGAAGCUCGCGCCCAGCGAAACACCUUCGCCGAGGCCCAGGAGGCGGCGGCGCGGCAGAGGAGUGCCAGCGCCACCGAUCAAGGAUGCCUCCAGCGUCGUUGCUCGAGCGACGCUCUGGCUCGACAGCUGGCAAUGGGUCAAGGCAACGACACUUCCCGAGAGCAGCUGGUCCAACGGCCAAUCGGCAGCGCGGAUGAGAGGAGGGCCAAUACCAUCACAUCGAUGCCAUGCCCGUCGCGCGACAGCAGUGGCGGGAGCGACGGAGCGGAUGCGUCAGAUGGGAAAUCGCCAAGCGACAAGCCGGCCGACGCCGAGCUUUGGGGUUACCGGGCGCAGUCGGCGGCGCCCGCCGGCGACUUUGGCCUCAUCGAUGGGACCUACUCGCUGCCGCCACCGCCACGGGCCGCCAGAAGGAAGCCGCAGUCCUAG
This is a messenger RNA of Pseudozyma flocculosa PF-1, 1689 nucleotides long. RefSeq lists its product as uncharacterized. Bases 1 to 1689 code for a protein of 562 amino acids. The record is from RefSeq and is a predicted model, not a curated record. The transcript has 3 exons. NCBI's taxonomy places the organism in Eukaryota, Fungi, Basidiomycota, Ustilaginomycetes, Ustilaginales, Ustilaginaceae.